AUGCUUUAUUCAAUUGCACUAGGUGUUUCCCGUUUAUUAUGUGAACGUGGACCUUUACUACUACGCCAGAAAUUAGUUAAUGAACGUUCAUGUUCAAAUACAAGUACAAGUAAAACGAAUGAUGUGAGAGACCAGCAAUUACCAGAAACGGUUUCAUUCGAAACAGGUAGACGUACAUCUGAAAAUCCUGUAUGGUCUAUAAAAGAUCAAGCUAGUCAUAAAACAAAAUUAUCCGGUAGUUAUGAGCAUAGUACAACAAUCGCAAGUGAUCAAGAUCAAACCACAACUAAUGCUCCACCAACCCCCGCAACUCUCACGCCACCUCCUCCUCCUCCUCCUUCAUUCGGAUCAAUAGCUGGUCAAGUCCAUGUAGCUGAAGGACGAUUGAAAUCAAACAGCCCAGUUUGGUCAACAACAACAGAUGACUAUUCGGGUAGUGUCCGUUCAAAAGAAGGUGACAAUAUCAGUCCAUCAGCGAAUUAUGUUCCAAAACGAAAUUAUUCGACAUCAUCUUCUGGCAGCACCAAUACUGACAAGAGCAAAAAGAAAGUUGAUGUUCAUUCGGAUAUGUACCCGCCAUCCACAGUAGAAAAACAAGAAUCUGUACCGUUCAAAACAGAUCCUACAUUAUCGACAACAUCAACACAAGAUCAGUCACCUUUAUCAGAAACGACCGCGCGCGCAGUCUGGUCAGUACAACGAUCGGACACAGUUCACACACCAGGAGCGAGUUCUCCUACAACAACGUUUGUUCCGUCGUCCACGGAUACGUCGUCACAUAGAUCAACGGUUUACAGUGCAGUCGGAGAUGUUAAUAUCGCGGAUCCAUUUAAAACCAAAAAUGUCCUGCCUAAUAUAUCAUCGACACUUUCGUCAACCUCUUCUAACACGGCUACUCAACCAGUUUCAACUCCGACAACACCACUCUCGGUACCGUCAACACCACCCUCGGUACCGUCAACACCAGCACAAGAUCAGUCGCCGGUAGAAGGAACAACCGAGCGUACAAUCUGGUCUAUGCAAACACCAGACGCAGUUCACAUACCAGGAGCGAGUAUUCCAACAUCAACAUUCGUUCCAUCAUCUUCGGACACAUCAUCGCAUCGAUCGACAGUCUAUAGUCCAGCUGGAGACAUUAGCGUUUCUAAUCCAUUUAAGACUAAAAAUGUCUCUCCCACAGCUCCGUCUACAUCAUCUACACUUUCCGCGUCAUCAGCAGAUCCGUCUACUCAAUCAACAACUUCAUUUUCUCCAAAAAUAAGUUCCACCGAUGUUUACUCUUCUCCAUCUUCGCCGACUUCACGAUUUGAUACAUCCCAGCCCAUCGAUAUUCAUCAAGUUGAACAGUCAACUCAUAUUCCUUCAUCAAUGUCGAAAACAUUCGGAGGUCAUGACACGUCGAUACCGUCUUAUCGUUCAACACCAACAGCAGACAGUACUCAAUCAACAGAUAGUACUCAGUCACGCGAAAUACCCAUUCAACGUGAAGAUGAAAUUCGAAAUGAAAUUUUGCGUGAAGCUCUAAAAUUUGUUGAUGAGAAAGGAUGGUCAGUAGAUGCAAUAAGAGAAGGUAUUCGUUCUCGUGGUCAUCCAUCUACAGUCGAAGGUUUAUUUUCAAAUGGUUAUGAUCUUGUUGAUUAUGUUGUUCACGAUGCAAACAAAAAAAUGGCAAAAUAUAUGAAAGAGAAAAAAGAGAAAGGAGAUACAAACACUGGACGGUUAUUAGUCGACGGUUUAAAAUAUCGUUUGAGUUUAAUAAUUCCCUAUGCACGAACAUGGGAUCAAGCUCUUGCUCUUGGUGCAAUACCUCAAAAUGCAGUUCGUGGAUGGAAAAAUAUCUUAGAUUUGUCAAGUGAGGCAUGGCAUGGUGUUGGAGAUACGUCAACAGAUGCGAACUGGUAUACAAAACGUUUGUUAUUAGCAGCUGUAUAUAAAAGUGCCGAAAUAUAUAUGCUUCAAGAUUCAUCACCAGAUAAAAUUGAUACAACGAAAUAUUUAGAAAGACGAUUAAAUGAUUUUUCUUCACUGGCUAAUGCGAAACACUCGGUACGACUGUUAGAAAAACUAUUGUAUAAAAAAGCAAGCUCAGAGUAUGAUGCUAUUUUGAAAGAUUGUACAUGA
Messenger RNA from Didymodactylos carnosus, 2121 nucleotides. NCBI's taxonomy places the organism in Eukaryota, Metazoa, Rotifera, Eurotatoria, Philodinida, Philodinidae. The record is from the annotation of a GenBank genome assembly.